UACAAAAACGUCGAAGUUACGCAAAUGCAACCGAAGAACAGUGGAUGAGAUCGAAAAGCUCAAACAGCUGAUUGAGUUGAAUAGAGAAGAGAAGAGAUACCGGCUAGGUGGCAACGUCAAUCGAGAAAGGUAAACGAUUUCGUGACAAGCAAAUCGUUAAACAUAACAAUAUGCCCAAAAACAAGAAGAAAGCCGAAAGUUCUAGCGACAGCGAUGAGGGACCUGUUGAUAGAAAUGUACCUCCAGAAAAGAAAGCCAAAAUGGGCUCCAGGACUACCGACAAAGAGCCCACAUGGGUACUGGAGGGUAAGAAGCUUGUCAAAGUGAGGGAGUUUAAGGGGAAGAAUUAUGUGGAUAUUCGGGAGUUCUAUGAAAAGAAUGGAGACUUGUUACCGGGGAAGAAAGGAAUCAGUCUGACCCCAGAGCAGUGGAGGAAACUGCUAACUUUGGCGGAGGAGGUGAAUGAGGAACUCAGUAACCGUUAGUUUGGAACAAAGAUACUGUAUGAUUGUGUUACUAUUUGUAAGAUUAAUUAAAGGCUUGUUGAGCAAAUUAUAA
Cydia pomonella (codling moth) is the source of this 558-nucleotide messenger RNA. Its product is annotated as RNA polymerase II transcriptional coactivator-like. Bases 171 to 485 code for a protein of 104 amino acids. Lineage: Eukaryota; Metazoa; Arthropoda; Insecta; Lepidoptera; Tortricidae. The record is from RefSeq and is a predicted model, not a curated record. Gene Ontology annotation, biological process: positive regulation of transcription initiation by RNA polymerase II. The transcript is spliced from 3 exons. Gene Ontology annotation, molecular function: transcription coactivator activity; DNA binding. Gene Ontology annotation, cellular component: transcription regulator complex; nucleus.